Molecule: messenger RNA, 1874 nt
Organism: Effrenium voratum
Lineage: Eukaryota; Dinophyceae; Suessiales; Symbiodiniaceae
Source: the annotation of a GenBank genome assembly
GUUUGGGGGCUGGUAGCUGCAAGCAGCAAGUGGGUGCCAUAGCCAUGGCAAGACUCCAACCAUGAGGUAUGGAAUGCAAAUGAUGCCGAUGCAGAGGGUGUGGCUGGUUCUGGUACCUGUCGUGGCUGGCAGUGACGCGUGUGGCCAUGGCCCUCCCAGCGUAUCCCCACCUUUCGAUCAGAAGCACAGCGCAGAUGUCUGCAAGCAGUGCGUGACCUCCAGCAAUUGCCAGUGGUGCCCUUUGAGCCAAAGCUGCGGGACGAAGCGGAUGAUGGGCUUCGAUGCUAAGUGCAUGGGCAACGGCGACAACGAUAAGCCUGUCGACACUGGUCGUGACUGCGGGUAUUUGCCACCUUGGAUGCCUAUUUUGGAAGACGCAUAUGGUGCCAGCUUGGAGAAGGCGAAUUCUGACGUGAUGCGCUGUUUGCAAGGCCGCGUUGAACGAUGGAAGGUGUGGCCAGAUUCAGAACUGAAGAGCUGGCCCUCCGCCAAGAUCUCUGAGUUCUCCUGCAUGUCGACCCUUCUUCGUGAAGCUGCUUUGACGUCUCUCUCCACUCAUCAGGUUCAGCUGAAAGAGCAGGGCGAGUGGUCAGGCACCAUCCAGGCCCGUGCUUUGAGCGCAGAAGACUUGGAGGGGCAUGAGGUUCACAGCAAAUUCUGCGAAGCCUACCAUGUGCUCUUCCCACACGAAGCUUGCAAGGCCAAGGUCUUUGGAGCGCAAGAGUUCGCAGAGCUGCGCCAAAAGGCGGCGAGCCCGGGAGGCGCAUUCCCAGACAUCACCGCCGAUUUGGAGAGGUCACUGAGGUCUGGGCCCCUUCGGCCGCCCAAGUCUAAGGACUCGAACGACCCGAUGCGCCAGGGGUCAAUGCCAUGGUCUUGCCGCGCCAUCUGGGCCCGGCAAACCCGCACGUGGCUGAGGUUGGAGCCAGGCUUCGCGACCACCUAUGACGGCCGAUUCACCAUUAGCAUAAGGUUUGAGGAGUUCAAAAACCUUGGCAAGCUGAUCCAUGGCCAGUCAUCCAAAGAAGGUGCCAUCCCCAUGAGAUCACAUCUCCGGCGUCACCCCUACUCCUUGCUUCAGAGAAUUUAUGGCCUGGUGCGAGUGAAAAUGCUUGACUUCGACGAGUUUUGCCUGAUCAUGGCGAAUGAAGGCUACAACCUCGAGAAGAAGAUCCAAGGAGGAGCUGCCGUGACGCGCUACGAUCUCAAGGGCAAGUCAAGGAACCAGAAGAAGAAGCGAACAGAUCCCAAUGCGUAUGCAUUACUCAAUGGCGACUUCCAGGAGAGGGAGGACAACCAGUUGCCUCUCAGGAACUGGCAGUGCAAAGCGUUGAAGAAAAAGGCAGUGCCGGAUAUCGGCUGGCUGGAGUCUCACGGCAUGGCCGGGUACAGCUUCUUUGUGGAGAUCGCCAAGAGUGAGAGAACGAUGGUCGGCUGUAGUGGCCUUCCAGGGGUGCCAUUGUGCAACGAGCGGAGCGACAGGACCACCACCACGGUGGCCAUUGUGGACUAUGCCAAGAGCUCAUCAGCAGCUAUGAAAUUUGGUGGGUAUAUGGAGGACUUCAUUGAAGACGUGUGCAUCAUGAACAAGAAGGAGUCGCUGGAGUCGUGGCAGAUCUUUCUUGUCGUGGGUGUCUUUGCCGUGAUGCUGCUAGCUGGUGCCUUGGCAUGCUGGAAGUACGGGGCGGACUUCAUGCGGUCCACGCAGCCGCACGAGCUUCGUGAUCAAUCGUUGGAAAUGACGGCACGCAACGUCAGAGGGCCAGGGUACUGAACGCUGACCAUUUGCUGUGGGGUUUGCGCUGUUUCUUUGGCGGAUGCCAACUGCUUGCCCAAGUGAGCAAACAUGCAGGAGUGCAAGUGACCUUUCCUGG